Lingula anatina is the source of this 1514-nucleotide messenger RNA. Its product is annotated as ciliary microtubule inner protein 5-like. NCBI's taxonomy places the organism in Eukaryota, Metazoa, Brachiopoda, Lingulata, Lingulida, Lingulidae. The record is from RefSeq and is a predicted model, not a curated record.
UGCCUUGAAUCGUGUGCGGUUAAAUAAAUGAUUAGCCUUGGACAAUUAUAGCUUGCCGUGCAUAUCGGUAAAACCUCGUAGAAACGAUUCGUUGCGGGAAACACUUCGCUGUCUGGUCUGCGAAACAGAGGGGCCGUUAGGGGCCGAGAAAAGCAGUGGGAUCUUAGGACCUAGUGGGACGGGCAUUUUGACAAAAAUACGUAUUUUUUGGACAACAUGUUCCUUCCGUAGUAGAUGACUUCAUAAUAUCAUUGGGACUACAGACUCAUUAACGCAAGAAACCGGCUUGUUUCUCUGAUAAUACGCACUUGCAUAUUUAUGUGGAGCCAGAGCAGCCGCUAAACUUUAUGAGUGCAAACGCCGCACUUAAAUUAAAUUUAUCCUGUAAAAUGCCUCAGAAAGGACUGACCAUUCGAUUGAUGCCUGAAAGUUGAGAUCAAAGGAUCUUCAUUUGACAGUGGACGCGGAAUCAGCGGACUCUCUCUCCCUUUUCUGACUUACUGCCCGUGAGACACUGGCGGCGUCUCCUUACCAAGGAACCGCGCUGUAGCUAUACUGAACAUUCGAAGCCAGUGUAAAAAUAGAGGACGCCAGUUAUAUUAUCUUAGGUGACAUCAGAAAAACUAUCAUCAUGCAUCGCGAGACAAGCGGGGUGAUGUUCUCCUACUUGAACAAAACGAAGCCAAGUGCCUACCACGACCGGUGCAUUCCAACCGACUCGAAGGUCCAGACGAACUUCGCCGAACCUUCCAAGGCCUAUUCCAACGCCGACUACGAGAAGUGCGACCAAGUGACCCAGGAUACGAUAUGGAAGCAGAGUGUGGCCAAGGAAACCACCGGCGCCAAGCAAUGGAGCGAAAACUGGGGCUUUUUGACUGAGUUUGACCCUAAGGGCAACCCAAAAGAGAAGGAACCUCUCCCAGAAACAGCCACUCGUUUCUCUGAUAACGUCCCAAACACAAACUCUGGAAAUUACGGCAGCAGACUGAAUACUGACCUCGGAAAGAGGAUGCAAAAUUUGGAAUUCCAGUUUUAUGCUGAAGGCAGGAAGAAGAAGCUUGAUGGAGAUAUUAUAUGCUAUUAGAUAUGCACUCUAGCAAUUUCUUUUAUUUGGAAGGGCCAAAAAAUAUUUUGAGAUGGGGCAUUAUCCAGAAGUGAUAUUUCUGGUCCACGUUAUAUUGUGAUGUAGGGCCAAAAGUGGUCCAGUCAAGACCCAGUGUUUGAAGAGAUGAGCUUGGAAGCACGGCAUUAGUUUUAAACUCAUAAAAACACGAACAGGCUUGGUAUAGAUAUGCUAGCCACAGUUGCAACGCUUCAUCCAACUAAUCUUGGGCCAGCAACUUAGUGACAACCAUUGCAUUAUGUUGGAGCCCAUCUUUCAUGCCAAAGAAAGGGGAGCAUCUCCUUCUCCCCCCCCCCCCCCUCCGAGUCCCAUUAUUAGUCAUACAAAAUGGUGCAAGAUGGAUAGACAUGAUAUUUUAAUAAAAUGUUAUAUAACAAGUGAAUGUGAUACA